Meloidogyne enterolobii is the source of this 519-nucleotide messenger RNA. The record is from the annotation of a GenBank genome assembly. NCBI's taxonomy places the organism in Eukaryota, Metazoa, Nematoda, Chromadorea, Rhabditida, Meloidogynidae.
AUGGAUGAAUUUGGUCUGCAACACUUAAUUGGAACUAAUGCGGCAAGAGCAUAUAUGCAUGGCUAUUUUAUUGAAAUGAAAGCUUAUACAAAGGCGAUAGGACAAAAUAAAUUAAGUGCUGUUGAGGAAUACAGGGAACGAAAAUUGAAAGAAAAAUUGGAAAAAGAACGUCAAGUCUCGUUUGUGAAGCGUACAACUUCUGUUAUAUUACCUAAAGUCAAUCGAGAGUUGGCAAGUAGAUUACAAUCAGAUGUUGGUUUUAUAGAAGAGGCUGGAGAGUCUUCAAAAAUGAAUAAUUCAUCGAAUUAUUUAUUAACUGACCAACGAUUUUCUGGAUUAUUUAAUGACCCUGAUUUUGAAAUUGUUGAAGACAGUGAACAGUACAAGCAAUUGGCUCCAAUGAUGAAAAAAUUGGAAGUAAAAAAGAAGAAAAAUGAAAAAAGAAUCGAAGAAAAGGAAAGAAAUAUACAAAAUGAAGAAAUGGCCGAAAUGGAUGAGGAUAAUGAAUUUUCAACUUAA